GUCCUCUGCCUAAUUCAGAUUUCGGGGUAAUGACACAUUCAUUAUUGCUUGCUUUAAAGGCUAAUAACCCCAGAGAAAGAGGGAGAAGGGCACGAGCUGCAGGGUCUGCCUGCAAGCAGUGACUCUCAGAGGCACAAAGCUCAGUGGGCGCCGAGUGACUCUCCUUUUCUUUUCUUUUAGUGAGACGAGACCCCAAAAACCAAAAAGUCAAAAACUAAUAAAAAGGCGCUUAAUUUUUUCACAGAGCGGUGAGUGUGAAUAGAAUCCAAUAGAAAGAGAUCUGAGAGAGAAAGAAGGUGUGGGAAGGGGCGGUUGGAUUUUGGUGGGUGAUAUGUGAUUCGUCAAAACCCAUCUGUUUGUUUUUGGGUUUAUCAUAUAUUUUAUCUUCAUAUUCAAGGAAGGCACUUGCUGCAAUAUGUUGCUGCUAAGCAACCCCAUUGGUGGAAGCUGGCUGCUUCGCUUUGGUUUUUAUCACAAACAAAAACUCAUCCAUCCAUCUAAGCUUUUUUGAUGUUAUCCACAGACACACCGCAGAAAAAAAGGCCAGUCUCUCUCUCUCUCUCCUUCUCUCAUACGCUCUCUUAUUAUUGCAAUUUGCUUAUUAUUUAUUUUAUUCAACACAGUUAUGGUUAUCCCAUUUUUCCCAUUUGCAUUGUCCAUUGUAAAGGUUCAAGUUUUCUGCUUGGUUUGCAUUGUGUGAUUUAUUAGGCGUGUUAAAACCUUCCCAGUUUAUUGGAAUAAGAAAUGCCAUUGCUUGACUAGGGGGUAAUUUUCAGUUGUGCUAUAUAAAACAUCAAUGUUAAACUUCUAAAGACUAGAACUUUGGUAAUCAUUUGAUGAAAUGUUGGUCCAAAUUAGGUUAGUUUGUAUGAAUAGCUAGCUUCUGUUGCGUUUCUAGAGGGCUAGUCUGUGAAAGUUGAGGUCUUGUUAUUCAACUCAACUCAUUUGGAGGUUUUACUUGUUCCAAUACUGAGUUAAGGAGUUGCCCUUUCUUUUGGAAAAUGGUAACCAAAUGGCUACUUUCUCAACUCAAUGACGUGAGUGCUUGCGUAGCUUGUCAUAUUUUUUUCACUCUCAUCCCCAUUCUGCUAUAUGUUUGUUAGAUGUUUUAGACUGUUGGACGGCAAGACAAGUCAGCAUCUUGUCUAAUACGUUUUAUCCACUUGGUUUUCAUGUUUUUCUGAGAACUGAACUCUCCAAUUGUAUGAGGAGGUCAGAGAUUGCAUACGUUAGAACUAAGAAAUCACAUUGGGAGCUAUUUCAAAUCCUAAAAUUUCUCUCCAAGGCAAAUGCAAAUGAGUUAGGCUUCGACUUCUGAAAAAUCUAGUUAUAUAUAAGAAUAGAUUUUGAGUUUAAUGGAAACCCAAGAGGGCUCAUAGCAUUGGAUUUUCUUGCUUAAGUAUUACAUAGACUUCAUAUGAUGAUGUUAUAGUUAAUAUUCACCAUUUCUUUUUGUGAACUUGGAAGUUAUUUCUAGUGUUUUCUUUCAUACUUAAAGACAAAAUAAGAAAGCAAAUAAAAGUGAAAGAGAUAAUUUUGUUGCGAUUAACUUUUUUCUACCCGUACAUAGAAAUGUCUUUACUUAUCUUUUCACAUAUAUGUUUGAUCCACUUGGAUUUCAGUUUUUUCUGAGAACUGAAAUAUCCAUAUAAAUGAGGGGGUUAGUGACAGCUUGCCUAGGCAAUAAUUUGUUUUUGUGAGAUUAUGAAUACUUGUAGUUUGAUGUUCUACUUGAUGCAAUCACUAAAGAGACAAUGGUCUGGAUUGCAGCUGUUAGUUUUCACUUUUCACACUUGGAUAUAACGUUCUGUACCAAUCCCCUGUUUACAUUGUUACAUACUUGCAUAGCAUUCUGCAUAAAAGUCUAUGCAGACAUUUCUGACAGAGUCAAAUAAGACGUGGAACUAUUUGAACAGAUAUAGAUGAUCUCCCUCCUCUUUGGGGAUAUUUGAUUUAACAGUUAGAAAUUCUAGUGCUUAAAAAAUUGCUUCCAAUCUACCCAAAAAAAAAAAAAAAAAAAUUUGCUCACUUUUAUUAAUCCUGAGAUGUAUAGCAUGAUUAGCAGAAGAAAGUUAUGUUCUCUAGACUUGAGUAGUUGAUUUUAACUGUAAGUGAGGCCUUUAAACUCUGCUGUUGAGGCACAGAAGCCAUGCAGUAACAUGGUGGUGUGGAAAUUCUAGUCACCAUUACAGUAAAGAAUUUGGCAGUAAAAAGUUGAUUUAGAAAAGGCAGUAACAAAGAAGAGCUAAUAAUUUGAGGAAAGGUUUAGGGAGGAAGGUAUGGAGCAUUUCUGUCCUGUAAUAUGGUGUGGAAAUGCCCUUGCAAAUAGGUCCAAGUUCUGUGUCUCAUGAACAGACUCAAAUCAUGUUGAACAACUUGUAUAAAACAGAAAAUUUGGAUGGUUUCCUUUUUCUCACUAUAAAAGAAAUUAUAAUAGAAGUUACAACAGUAAUGGAGAUUCUUCUGUCAGUCUAUUGUAGGCUUUUGCUGACGUUUCCAGAGCCUGGUCCCCAUUUUACUCAUAGACAACACACUAGACUACCCGUCAAUUCUUUUAGGCCUAAAACGUCCUCUCUGUCUUGAGCAACCUGUAAACCAGAUACUUACAGUCCCAAAGAUCAUCCAGUAAUACCUAGGAUCAUAGGAUACACAAACUUAUAUUAAGGAAAAUAACUGCUAUCGCUGAAAUUUGUGUUUUUCUUUCCAUUUUCUCAGUUUGCUUGGUAUUUGCUCUACAAAUGGAGAGGGCAGUUCUUAUUUUUUUGUUGUACAUAUUUAUUGGAACACGUUGUUGGGGAGGUUUCUAUGGGCUGUGGCUUGAAUAUUUGGUGAAUUUAAGUCCUGAUAUUGCAUGCAUGCCAAGUCUACUCCAUCUGUUAUCAUUUUUAUGAUCACUCAUAAAAAUCUUUUUGAGGAAAAUAAAUAUUUUCAUUGAGUAGUCAAUGUAGAAUAAUGUCCUAAUUGUACACGGCAAAGCUUCUGCACAAGAUAUGGUUGAAAGUUAUAUGGCAACAGUUCACACUAGAAUUUGUUCUGUUAGGCUUCAGUUGACUGUAGUUUAGUACUGGACUACUGGUUUAGUGAGAGUGUACAUGCUUAAGAGUCUUAACAGCAUUGCUAUAGUUUCUGAGUUUCCUUUUACAGAAUGAUUUUUCUGCAUAUGGUGAUGCCAUUCUUUUUUGAUAAGUAUAUGGUGAAUUGGUAAUACUUGAUGUGCAUAGUUCGUCAUUUUCUUUGUUGAGAUGAUGAUUUGAACCUGAGAUCUCUACUUUCAUAAGUCAAUCAUUUAAGUCGAGAUUCAUAAGUUACUUCGUCCACAAUAAUAUUUCAUAGUCAUUUAUGAACACUUUAUUAACAUUAGACCUUGGACUGUCAGAAGUCUCCUGCAAAAACUCUAUUAAUCAAAAUGUGGCCAACAUACAUCUCUCUAGUGUUUAUUAAGGCCAAACUUCCUAACUGCCCAUUUAAAGCAGGUAAUAAAACAGUAACAAAUGAGGUUUGCCAAAUCAGGGAAAAAUCCAAAGAAAUUUAAAAACCCUAGACUGUCCCCAGCUAUUUAUAACAUCCAUGAGGGCCUCCGGACUUCUUCAGAUCAACCUGUGCUUAUCUGCUGCAUAGUGUACUUUGUUCUUCAGAAUAUAGGAAAAAACCCAUGAUUCUCCUCCCAACCUACCCACCCUUUCUUCCUUCCAUUCACAGCUAAACUGAGAGAGAUAUGAGGCAGAGUCGUUCCUCAAAGCAAGAGACUGAUCAGUUAAUGGAAAUAGAUGACCUUAGUAAGCUCAAAGAGGAACCUCAUCAUCUAUCUGGUGCUUAUAUCCGUAGCCUAGUGAAACAACUCACCUCUUCAAGAACCAAAGACACCAUGAACCCCAAAGACCUCCUGGACUGUGGCACCAAAUUCAGGGAAGGAUUUAGUGAAACCCAAAAUGCACAGCAAUCCCAACAACCUCAACAGCACAAAAAACAAGUAAGGAGGAGACUCCACACCAGUAGACCUUACCAAGAAAGGCUCUUAAACAUGGCUGAGGCUAGGAGGGAGAUUGUCACUGCUCUAAAGUUUCAUAGAGCGGCUAUGAAACAAGCCAGUGAACAACAGCAACAACAUCAAGAACAAGAACAACAGCCACAAUCGCAACAAUUGCUGCCUCAACCCCACCCAUGCUCUGAGCCAGAAGGAAGGAUUAAAUCUAGGAGAAAUCCUAGAAUUUACCCAUCAAAUUCAACCAAUUAUCUUGAAACCCUGCCUUACUCAUCCAAUUUUUCUCAUCAAUAUCCCUCUGUUCCUAAUCAAUUUUCCUGGAGUUCUACUUCCAGAAUUCCUCCUCCACCUGUUUAUGAAAACUUCGAUUUCACAGCUCUUCCAAGCCAGACCCUCGGCCUGAACCUCAACUUUCAAGAUUUCAACAAUAUAAACACUACCCUUUACCACAACAGCAACAGUCCCCCGUUUUACUCAACCUCAGGCUCAGUCUCAUUCUCAGCCUCGGCCUCAUCUCCAUCAUCAUCUUCUUCCCCUAGUCUUUCUAUUGCCACUGAUCAUGAACUUCCUGGUUCAUCAGCCGCGAUAUCACACAUGGAAAUGGAGGCCCCUGCUGUAGCUGAUGUUGACGACUCUGGCAUCACUACUAGCGGUGGAGAUGGCUUGCAUGCAGCAAUGGAUGAUGAGGAGAUGGCGGAGAUCAGAUCAAUCGGAGAGCAGCAUCAGAUGGAAUGGAAUGACACCAUGAAUUUGGUAACUUCAGCAUGGUGGUUCAAGUUCUUAAAGGCUGAAGAUGAUGAUGGAUGCCACCUUCCAUUUGAUGAAGUCCUGGAGUUUCCAGCCUGGCUGAAUGCAAAUGAGGGCAGUUUUCAACAACAUUUGAAUGAUUACUACUCAGCAGAUUAUUUUCAAGAUCCUGCCUUGCCUUGCAUGGACAUUGGAGAAUUUGAAGGUUUUGAUGGUGAAUGGCUAGCUUGAGAAUGACAAGGAUUGAUGUUUUUUAGUUAAUCAAAUCUUUGGCCUUUUUUUUUUUUUUUUUUUUAAUUCUUUGAAUACUUUUAAUUCUUUCCUUCUAGUUUCCUUUCAUGUUGAGGAUACAAUAAAGGCUUUGCAAUAUAUAUUAAAGUAGGCAAGAGCCAAGACCAUAGAGGAAAUAAUGAAGGAAGAGGAGAGGAGAGUGUCUGCUUUUUGUCUUUUCGCAGCUUGAUAUUAUAAUAUAUUGAAUAUUUGAUGGAGUUAUAUAAAUCUCAAUCUUUUUAAGUUU
Molecule: messenger RNA, 5246 nt
Organism: Rosa rugosa (rugosa rose)
Lineage: Eukaryota; Viridiplantae; Streptophyta; Magnoliopsida; Rosales; Rosaceae
Exons: 2
Coding region: 3716-4960 (414 amino acids)
Source: RefSeq, a predicted model, not a curated record